AUGCCCACAAAAACUAGCAAAAGAACCUCCCUGCCGGAGAAGACAUCCACGCCUCAAAUUAUCGCAAGCAUCACAAACAACACCGAGCUCCCAUCGCUCAACCCAACCAACAUAACCCCUCAAAUAUUCCAUAGCCUCCUCAAUCUCUACCCCCAGACCGUGACCGCAGUCCACAACCGCAAAAAUACCUUGAAACUCCAACCGAAACCUAAAACUACAAAGCGCAAAGCUGAAGACCUGGAAAGGGCACAAUCUGAACGAACCCCUUCCCUCGAAGACACCGUCCGCUCUGAAACGGAGAAAUUCCUAGAACUGGAUACUUGGCGCUAUGAAGGAAUGCCUCAGAUCCUUUCUGAACGAAAGUCCAAGUCAGAUGGACGGGAGGGAUAUGUGGAUAAAGUAGAGCUGAUUCGGAUCAUGGAGUGGAAGUUGUGCGUCCCCUCCCCCCUUGCCUUGAGUAUGGAAUUGGAUCCUGGAUUGCAUACUAAGAAUCAUAGAAAACACGGCCAUUUCCGACCCACAUUGAUGAGCAUGAUCAAAUCGAAUGCGGAGAAGCUAGUACUAGAGUGUACUUCUUCUGCGAUCUCACUUCUCCCUGGUCCCAAUUCUACUCCUAGCACAGAGUCUGAAGGAGAUGUAUUUCCGAAAGAGAGCCUUGAUGCGCUUACUCGAUUGAGGGGUGUUGGGGUUGCGACUGCUUCAUUGGUUUUAUCUAUCGCUACAGCUGCUUCUGCAGAUGCCGAUGAGGUGCCAUUCUACAGUGAUGAUACGUUCCGUUGGCUUUGCGCGGCAUGUUAUCCUGGGAGUGAGGAUGUGGCGAGGAAGUAUUUGAAGCCGAAUGGGGAUCUGGGGGUAAAGUAUAAUGUUAAUGAGUAUCGAUUGUUGUGGGAUAAGAUGGGGGAGUUGAGGGGGGAGGUUGAAUGGGAUGGGUGA
Penicillium atrosanguineum is the source of this 933-nucleotide messenger RNA. RefSeq lists its product as uncharacterized. The transcript has a single exon. NCBI's taxonomy places the organism in Eukaryota, Fungi, Ascomycota, Eurotiomycetes, Eurotiales, Aspergillaceae. The record is from RefSeq and is a predicted model, not a curated record. The coding region runs from base 1 to 933 and encodes 310 amino acids.